Molecule: messenger RNA, 2133 nt
Organism: Trichomonas vaginalis G3
Lineage: Eukaryota; Parabasalia; Trichomonadida; Trichomonadidae
Exons: 1
Coding region: 1-2133 (710 amino acids)
Source: RefSeq, a predicted model, not a curated record
AUGGCACUUUUGAGUGAUGGAUCAGAAGACGUUCAUUUAGCAGAAAACCCUGAAGAAACAUGCUCUGUCAAGGAUAUCCCUAUCACAACUUCAGAGAUGGAUCAGCAAAUGAAGAUAUGUUUCGAACAAAUUCAAAAAAUUCGUUCGAAAACAGGUGUUCUACAACGAUUUUCAAUACUGUGUCAGAUAUAUCCUAAACUAGCAAACGGUAAGAAUCAGAAUUACGAGUUCAAUUACCUUCUACAACAAAAUCCAGAUUUAUCAUCAGAUUGUAUUUUGCCACAGCAUGUUCAAUUCAUCUCCAAAUUAUACGAGUUUAUUACUUAUUCGCCAGAUGACCUAACUAAGAUAGUUAUUAAUGCCAAUAACAUUUUUUCAAAGGAAGAUUUUGUUAUUUUUACUUGGUCAGUUCUUCCAUCGUUAUUUGGCUAUUUUACAUUUGCUGAGCAUUGCUACCUUGCAUAUCAGUUCUUUACAGUCUUCACUACGUCAACACAUUCAAAACUUUUAUCUCGAGAGAUUUUAACACCAUUUUUCAGGUGUCCAGCCACUUAUCUCUUUCAUGAGAGUAUAUUCCGUGACGUGAUUGCCUUUUUUUGCAACGAUGCAAGACUUUCAGCCCGAAAUUUUUCGAAAUACGAACAAGAAUACGCUCAGCUGUUCUUUAACAGUUUUAUCAAUCAUAUGAGCAAACUACCUGUUUCGCACUUCAAUCUUAUCCGGUUUAUGCGUAAAAUAAACUGGAGUUCGAAAGAAAUCAGACAAUUUUUGAUUGAAGACUGCUGUAUUCCCAUGAUCAGCACGCUACUCAAAGCAUCUCCAUUCUCAUACACGCUGCCAAUGUUUGAGGCCUUUGUGAAGCUUAUUCCGCCCGAUUUCGACCAAAAACUCGAUUUAAACAUUUUCAAAGUACAAUCAGUUUACGAAAUACCGAGUGGAUUCUUCGGAUUCAACCAUUCUUACAUAGAAUUCAUUGCUUCACCAAAUGACGCAACUAUGCUCGUUAAAGCAUCAAAUGUCAUAAAAUUGCCAAAAUUAAUUUCGAUGAUUAUGUCUCCUAAGUACACAGAAAGCACAUUGACGGUGCCUAUAUGGUUCAAGAUAUUCCCAAAGCGAAUAUUCCAAGUAGAUUCUCGAAAUUUGAGAAAUGUCAUUUUCCCAUCUUCGGAACUAGUAGAAACUAAGGUCCAGAAUAUACCAAUUUUCGAUCGCUGGUGGAGAAGAUUGGAGUCUGAAGCCUCAGAUAGUAAUACAAGCGUUCUAAAAUUAUUAUAUGAAAAUCCUUACAAAAACUACUUGAAAGAAGAAGAUUCCGGUAUGAAAUUCGAGGACUACAUACAGAUUCACGAGCUAAACUCCAUGAAAGCCCGCGCAAUUAGGUUCGAACAGUUUCUUGCUUUGGAAUUAUCCCUGAAGUCCGUAAAGAAGUACAACCACCAGGUCAAGGACUUCUCCAACUGCGAGAUCUUUAUGAUCUCCAGGAAUAUAUUUACAGAUCUCUUCAAUUCUAUCAAAAAACCAAAAGUUAUCGUUCAUUUUAAUUACGAUAACUUUUUGUCACUUUUUUCUGUUUCGUAUCAGUCAGCCCAAUUUGCAUACGCUCUUAAGUACCAGAACUACAUUGAAACCCUCAACAAAAGCUACAGGACAAGAGCUAGUAAUAUCGAGAAAAUGUGGCUGAAAAUGCUUGAAAGCGUCGAAUACAACAAACUUCCAAAAUGCUUGCAAGUUACGCCUCAAACAAAAGCUCUUAUCAUCAACAAAGCUUAUAUAUCAGCUUCUUCCUCAUUAAAUGUGAUAUCUCAAAUUCCAUUUUCGAUGCAGUUCUUCGUAAUCAUCGAAUGCCUUAAGCAUUUGGAAAUUGUAUCUGGUAACGAUGAUAAAAACUUCGUAGAACUCGUUAUUCACGCAAUCAGAUCUUGUAUUUCCCCAGGAAUCAUUGUUUCCCUACUUUUCUUGAGCGGUGCAUUGAUGAAUCGCCAGGAUUUCCUCGCUGUUACGCCUAAAUACGAGUUGACUUUGUGGUAUACUUUAAUGGAAGGUCUCCACAACUUUAUUGGCAGUAAUAGCGAGCUAGAAAGAAGCUUUUACCAGCUGCAUGAUGAUGUCAAUAUGCUUUUUUCAGAUCUGUGA